This is a messenger RNA of Fusarium odoratissimum NRRL 54006, 3240 nucleotides long. RefSeq lists its product as uncharacterized. Bases 1 to 3240 code for a protein of 1079 amino acids. The record is from RefSeq and is a predicted model, not a curated record. Gene Ontology annotation, cellular component: nucleus; U2 snRNP. Gene Ontology annotation, molecular function: protein binding; U2 snRNA binding. Gene Ontology annotation, biological process: mRNA splicing, via spliceosome. Lineage: Eukaryota; Fungi; Ascomycota; Sordariomycetes; Hypocreales; Nectriaceae. The transcript has 2 exons.
AUGAUUGCGUCUAUUGAAAAGAACAAGCUCGUCUACGUCCUCAAUCGAAAUGCUCAAGCCGAACUCUCUAUAUCCUCUCCCCUCGAAGCGCACAAAUAUGGAGUUCUUGUUCUAUCCCUCGUAGCUCUCGAUGUGGGCUAUUCGAAUCCUGUCUUUGCAGCUCUUGAGACGGACUAUUCAAAGUCAGACCAGGAUCCCUCUGGACAAGAGAUACCUGACGUUGAGCUCGUUUACUACGAGCUGGAUCUAGGUCUCAACCACGUGGUCCGCAAGUGGUCGGAAACUGUCGACUCCACGGCAUCAUUGCUCUUCCAAGUCCCUGGCGGGAAUGAUGGCCCAAGUGGCGUCCUUGUGUGUGGAGAGGAAAGCAUUACAUACCGACAUUCGAACCAAGACCCUCUUCGUGUCCCUGUUCCACGGCGUCGAGGAGCUACAGAAGACCCGCAACGGAAGCGUACUAUGAUUGGUGGUGUGGUGCACAAGCUCAAGAAUAGCCCUGAAGCGUUCUUCUUUAUGCUACAGACAGAAGAUGGCGACCUUUUUAAGCUCACGUUUGACCUGCAAGAUAACGAGGGUAGUCUGACAGGAGAGGUACGGCGCAUCAAGAUUAAGUAUUUUGAUACUCUCCCUGUUGCGAGCAGUCUAUGUAUUCUUAAGAGCGGAUUUCUCUUUGUUGCUACUGAGUCUGGUAAUCAUCAUUUUUAUCAAUUUGAAAAGCUCGGCGACGACGAUUCAGAGUCUGCAGUUACCAGCGACGAUUUUCCUACCGACCCUCGUGCUGCUUACCAGCCUGUCUACUUCUACCCACGUCCUCUAGAGAAUCUCACUUUCGUAGAAAGCAUUGAUUCUUUGAGUCCUCUUCUGGACUGUAGGGUUGCUGAUGUGACAGGGGAAAAUGCGCCACAGAUCUAUUCGGUAUCCGGCAACGGCGCGAGGAGCCAUUUUCGGAUGCUCAAGCAUGGGCUGGAGAUCAACGAGGUUGCGACUUCUGAGCUACCUGGAACAGUCUCUGGUGUCUGGACCACGAGAUUGACAAGACACGACAAAUAUGACGCAUACAUCAUCUUGACCUCAUUCGAUAACACAUUGGUCAUGAGUGUUGGGGAUGAAGUCGAGCAAGUCAGCGAUUCGGGCUUUCUCACGUCUGUGACCACCCUUGCCAUCCAGCAAAUCGCGGACGAUGGUCUCGUACAAAUUCACCCCAGAGGCAUCCGACAUCUCCGUGGCGGGGAAAUCAAUGAAUGGCCUGUUCCCCAACAUCGAUCUAUAGUAGCCGUUGCUACAAAUGAGCAACAGAUUGCAGUCGCCUUAAGCUCAGGAGAGAUUGUCUAUUUCGAGGUCGAUAGCGAUGGACCGCUUGCUGAGUACGAUGAGAAGAAAGAAAUAUUUAGCACAGUAACCUGUCUAAGUUUAGGACCAGUCCCUGAAGGGCGACUCCGAAGCCCCAUGUUGGCGGUGGGAUGCGAGGAUUGCACCGUUCGAAUCCUUAGCUUGGACCCAGAUUCCACGCUCGAGAGCAAGUCUAUACAAGCGCUGACUGCGGCACCCUCGGCGCUAAGCAUCAUGGCGAUGGAGGAUCCAUUAUCUCGUAGCUCUGGAUUGUACUUGCAUAUCGGCCUGAGUUCUGGUGUCUAUCUCCGAACUGGAUUGGAUGAAAUUACAGGAGAGUUAUCUGAUACGCAAACGAGGUUCCUUGGUCUUAAGGCUAUUAAGCUCUUCCAGGUAACAGUCAAGGGGCAAAUCUGUGUUCUAGCUCUUGGCUCCAAGCCAUGGAUGGGGUAUACUGACUCGAAACGAGGAUUCAUGAUGACACCUCUUGACUGCGAUGAAUUGGAGUGGGGAUGGAACUUUAGCAGUGAGCAGUGUGAGGAGGGUAUCAUCGCGAUUCACGCCAACUUCCUCCACAUUUUCUCCAUCGAAAAUCUGUACGAUAAUUUGGUCCGGAAAUCUCUGCCUCUCACAUACACACCACGACAUUUUGUUAAGCAUCCUAAUGAGCCAUACUUCUACACGGUCGAAGCGGACAACAAUGCACUGGGUCCUGAACUACGUACACAGUUGCUGGCGGCAGCUGAAAACCAAACGAAUGGGGAUGCCAAACUACUCCCACCAGAAGAAUUUGGCUAUCCGCGUGGUCAUGGUCGAUGGGCCUCAUGCAUAAGUGUUGUCGAUCCCAUCGGCGAACAGGUCCUUCAGACGAUCGAGCUCGAAGGCAACGAGGCUGCUAUGAGUGUUGCGGUGGUUCCAUUCACUGGUCAGGAUGGCGAGAGCUUUCUGCUCGUUGGUACUGGCAAAGACAUGAUCCUCAAUCCCAGGCAAUUCUCCGAGGGCUACAUCCACGUCUAUCGAUUCCAACAAAACGGGAGAGAGCUGGAGUUUAUUCACAAGACCAAGGUAGAGGAGCCUCAGAUGGCGCUUGUGGCUUUCCAAGGUCGGCUAGCUGCAGGAAUCGGCAAAGCCCUACGAAUCUAUGAUCUGGGCUUGAAGCAACUACUCCGAAAAGCUCAUGUUGAGGUGGCACCGCAGUUGAUAGUGUCUCUAAAUACUCAGGGCAGCCGUAUCGUUGUCGGUGACCUCCAGCAGGGCGUGACAAUGGUUGUGUUCGAUCAUCAGUAUCAAAAGCUAAUCCCUUUCAUCGAUGACACAAUUGCACGCUGGACAACCUGUACGGCCAUGGUUGACUACGAAUCGGUGGUUGGUGGUGAUAAAUUUGGUAACCUCUGGAUUGUCCGAUGCCCCGAGAAGGCAAGUCAAGAGGCAGACGAGGGUGGAAAUACUCUUCUCAAUGCACGGGAUUACCUCCACGGCGCGCCAAACCGACUUGACGCGGUGGCGCAUUUCUUUGCUCAAGAUAUACCGACCAGCAUCACCAAGGCCAGCCUCGUCGUGGGAGGGCAGGAUGUUCUCGUUUGGAGCGGUUUACAAGGCAGCAUCGGCGUGCUCAUCCCCUUCGUCACACGCGAUGACGCUGAAUUCUUCCACACGCUAGAGAUGCAUAUGCGUACUCUUGACCCGUCGCCUGUUGGCCGUGAUCAUCUGAAGUAUCGUAGCUAUUAUGAGCCGAUCAAGGGCUUCAUAGAUGGAGAUCUAUGCGAGCGGUAUCGGCUACUUCCUGCAGACAAGCAACAAAUUGCAAACGAGCUCGAUCGCUCCGUGAGACACAUUGAACGUAAAGUCUCUGUACAUGUUAUUCUGAUAUUUUUCUUCCCUUCUAUUCCUGUCAUAGGGUCUGCAUACUAA